AUGGUCAGAUUGGGGUGGCUUGACCUCGGAACCGAUGGGUGGCAGGGUUUCAAGAUGGCUGAGCUCGCCCAAAACUAUAAUGAGCUGGAGAGGUGUACAGAAGAUAUUCUCUCUGUAAUCAAGCCAACUGAGGACGAUCGGAACAAACGACUACAUGCGAUUCAGGAGAUUGUGAAUUCCAUCCAUUUACCCAGUUGCUUGGGAGAUGCUGCUGUCAAACCUUUUGGAUCCUUUGUAUCAAAUCUGUAUGCAAAAUCAGGUGAUUUGGACGUAUCAGUUGAGCUUCCAAAUAAGUAUGGCUUCACUACAAGCAAGGAAAAGAAGCAGGAUGUCUUGAGAGAACUAAUGAUAGCUUUACAACUUGAAGAUGUUGCUAGAAAUGUUAACUUCAUUUCUACUGCAAGAGUUCCAAUUCUUCAGUAUGUGAGCAACCGCUUUGGCAUUUCGUGUGAUAUAUCUAUCGAUAACUACACUGGUCGAAUUAAAUCCAAAGUGUUGUACUGGAUCAGUACUAUAGAUGCGCGAUUUGGUGAUAUGGUUUUAUUGGUCAAGGAAUGGGCAAAAGCUCAAAACAUUAAUGAUCCAAAAAAUGGAACCCUGAACUCCUAUUCGCUUUGCUUACUUGUUCUUUUUCAUUUUCAGACAUGUAAGCCUGCAAUUUUACCACCUUUGAAGGAGAUUUUUGAUGUGGAUAUUCCAGAAGGAAGGCCGUUUAAUGAAAAAAAUCUUGAUAAGAUGUGUGUGGAAAAUAUAGCAAAAUUUCGACGUAAAGACACAGGGCAAAGAAAUCAGAGCUCUCUGUCCCAUCUCCUUGCAACUUUUUUUGAGAAGCCAUUCACUGCCAUAUUUUAG
Messenger RNA from Lolium rigidum, 852 nucleotides. Its product is annotated as protein HESO1-like. Bases 1 to 852 code for a protein of 283 amino acids. The transcript is spliced from 8 exons. Gene Ontology annotation, molecular function: RNA uridylyltransferase activity. The record is from RefSeq and is a predicted model, not a curated record. NCBI's taxonomy places the organism in Eukaryota, Viridiplantae, Streptophyta, Magnoliopsida, Poales, Poaceae.